Symbiodinium natans is the source of this 1566-nucleotide messenger RNA. Lineage: Eukaryota; Dinophyceae; Suessiales; Symbiodiniaceae. The record is from the annotation of a GenBank genome assembly.
AUGAUGCAAGCGGCAGCGAGACAGCUUUGCAGCGCAAAGAUUGCGGCAUGGUUGCCCCGAGCACGACAAGGUCCCAGGUCGUACUUGCAGUAUGGCUUGGUGCGAAGCCUGGCAGUGACUGCAAAGGAGCCCGAGUACCACACCGGUGGGAACUUCGAAGGGCAUCAUAUGUUUCAUAGAAAAGCUCCAUUCACGUUCCGGAAUGGUGAGCAGAUACCUGAGUUGCAGGUCGCCUAUGAAACUUGGGGCCACUUGAAUGCGAAGAGGGACAACGCCAUACUUCUGCAGUGUGGGAUGUCGGCAUCAUCGCAUGCUUGCUCUCACGCUCGGAAUCCCGCGCCUGGAUGGUGGGAGGACUACAUCGGUCCAGGCAGGCCGCUAGAUACCAACCUCUUCUUCGUCAUCUGCACCAACAACCUUGGAGGAUGUUAUGGAUCCAGUGGGCCAUCGUCUUUCGACAGCAAGACCGGCAAGCGCUUUGGAAGUACGUUCCCACGGUUUGAGGUCCAGGACCAGGUCGCAGCACAGUUUCUCCUCAUGGACCAUCUGGGCAUCUCCAAGGUCCAUGCCUGCGUGGGCUCAUCCUUGGGAGGCAUGCAGAGUGUUUGUGCUGCGGCGAUGUUUCCAGAUCGGGUUGGGAAGUUCGUGAGCAUUUCUGCUUGUGCAAAAAGCUUCCCGGGAAGCAUGGCCUUUCGCCAUGCGCAGCGCCAGGCCAUCAUGUCAGAUCCACACUGGAAGGGUGGCGACUACUACGAUGGCCCACUUCCUGCCAACGGCUUGAGACUAGCGCGACAGCUUGGAACCAUCACGUACAGAUCAGGGCUAGAGUGGCAGCAACGCUUCGGACAGAGCUUGGCAAAGGGUGUGACGAAGAGGGAAGGCUUGAAAAACGAAUUCAUGAUUGAGUCCUACCUUGCACACCAGGGGGAGAAGUGGGUGAAUGCGUAUGAUCCAAACUCCCUGCUUUGGAUAUCCAAGGCCAUGGACGGCUUUUCUAUGGAAAAACCUGACAAGGAUGGCAAGCUGAGUCUGCUGGAGGGCUUGAAGCCGGCGAUGAUGCCUGCUCUGGUGAUUGGAGUGCAGCAUGACGUGCUCUUCCCGGUCUGGCAGCAGAAAGAGAUUGCCGACACUUUGAGACAGGCAGGCAACAGACGGGUCGUCUACUACGAGCUUGACUCUGUUUAUGGACAUGACUCCUUCCUGCUGGACGCCGUUGCCAUUGGCCCGGCUGUGAAAGGGCACCUCGAGCAGGAGCCCGAGGGAGCUCGCCACCUUUGGGAGGACCUUGCGGCGAGCGCCAUGGGUUUCCUUCAGGCCAGCGCUCAGCGUGGGAAUCAAGCCGACAGCAUGCGAGACAUCUUCCGUGCGCUAGCGCAGGGUGAGAAGGAAGUUGAGCGGGACCGCCUCAAGUCCAUGGUGAAGCUCGUGUGGUCUGGGCGUGUCAAUGAGGCAGCUGUCGACAAGGCCUUUGAUGCGAUGGCCAAGGAACCGUUGAUGCAGCUUGAAGAGUUUAUGGCAAUGCGACAGGUACUGUCUGAAGCCAUGUCUGACCCAUACUUGCCCUAG